AUGGACAGGCUGAACGUCAAGCUCUACAUGCAGAACUGCUACAUCCUCCAGGAGAACGAGCGCCUGCGCAAGAAGGCGCAGCUGCUCAACCAGGAGAACCAGACGCUGCUCACCGAGCUCAAGCAGCGGCUCGCCAGGACCGCCGCGGCGACCAAGGCCGCUGGCAAUGCUGCUGGUGGUGGGCGUACGCCCCUCCCCGACCUCAACGCGGCUCCACCGGCGCAUGCCGUCCAUGAGAAGGCGGCUCCCAAGUCCCACAAGGCGGCCGCAAACUAG
Molecule: messenger RNA, 276 nt
Organism: Lolium rigidum
Lineage: Eukaryota; Viridiplantae; Streptophyta; Magnoliopsida; Poales; Poaceae
Product: protein LITTLE ZIPPER 3-like
Exons: 1
Coding region: 1-276 (91 amino acids)
Source: RefSeq, a predicted model, not a curated record